AUGAGCGGUGGAUGUUUAUCGCCAGCAUCCAGAAUACGUAUUGCGGCAGAUGUUCACCGUCACAGCACUAGCGAUGAUGACAGUGGAUGUAUGCUGGAAGAAUACUCCUGGGUACCAAGUGGCAUCAAGCCUGAUAUGGUUCAUAUGUAUUUCGCUUGCUUACCAGAAGACAAAAUACCUUAUGUGAAUUCGGCUGGUGAAGAAUGGCGAACACGCCAGUUGUAUUAUCAGUUACCACCACAAGAUUCUGAUGUAGGCUAUUGUGGUAAGUUGAGCAAUCAAGAAGUACGUGAACUAAUACAAUUUGAAGUGGGUCGAAAACGUGAGUGCCUUGGACGCGGUAUUAUCGAACAGCUCCCAUACGACAACAAGCGACGGCAUUGCCACAAGUGCAAAGAAUCAUUAAGUGAAGGAAACUUGGUGAUUAAUGCUGAAAGGUUCGGGCAUGAUGUACACUGGCAUCCUCAAUGCUUUGUUUGCACGGAGUGCUCAAAUCUCCUUGUUGACUUGAUUUAUUUUAAGCAUGGGGCCGACGUGUAUUGCGGCAGACAUCACGCAGAGCAAAUCAAACCCAGGUGUGCCAAAUGUGAUGAGCUGAUAUUCAGUGAAGAGUGUACGGAAGCAGAAGGAAGAACAUGGCACAUGGCGCAUUUCUCGUGCUCAGAUUGUGGUGUUCAACUCGGUGGUCAAAGGUAUAUUGGAAGAAAUGAUAGGAUGAUAUGCAUUUCUUGUUACAAUGAAAAUCCCUCAUUGGUUUGUAACACCUGUGAAAAAGAAAUUGUUGUCGAUGAGCCGCAUAUAAUUCAGAAUGAUAUACAUUGGCAUGCUGACGAGCGUUGUUUCUGUUGUAGUGAUUGUGGUAAAAAUUUGUUGGGAAAGAGGUACUCAUUUAGGGACGAAAAAUUAUAUUGCGUUACGGAUGCGAACUGUGGAAAAUGGUAUUCAAAGGUGACAUUUAAUAGCAAAGUGAUGUCCGUUUCAAGUAGACGUCGAGGAUCGGUACCGGAGCCACCAUCUCGGGAUCCUCCUUCACCACCAGCCGAGAAUAUUUACGAAACUGUUUUACCAUGUUUCUCGAGGGAAUGGGAUGAUAUAAAUGGAAUCGAACAUUUGAGAGGGUGUAAUCGCCGAUCGCAAAGUGCUGAUGUUCGGCGACCGUGCUGUGAUGAAUACUGUAGGAAAGAAUAUUGCAAAAAAAAAGGUGAUUACGAAGAUAAGAAACAAAAUCUUUAUUCUCGGAUGCCACCACCCUCACCUUUUCUAAGAAGAAGGCGUCAGCGAUGCAGUUCGUGUAGUUCAUCCGAAAGCGAUAGUGAUGAUGUAUACCUGUUAAAUUAUUUAGCUGCGUCUCUUUCUCAGUUCAACAGAACAACUGGUACUGUUCAAAGCAAUAGAAGUUGUAACAGAAUACAAACGGCAAAGAACAAAUCAUCGAGUAAUUGUAUAGUAUCCUGA
Molecule: messenger RNA, 1455 nt
Organism: Brugia malayi
Lineage: Eukaryota; Metazoa; Nematoda; Chromadorea; Rhabditida; Onchocercidae
Gene: Bma-prkl-1
Exons: 10
Coding region: 1-1455 (484 amino acids)
Molecular function (GO): zinc ion binding
Source: RefSeq, a predicted model, not a curated record